CAGGACAGGGACGAACAGAACAUCAAAGAGAUCGAAUUCUGAAACCUAUGGCUAUUUUUAGCAAAACCCUUUAUCAAUCAAUCUCCUUGUUUGAGUUUAUCUCCUUGUUUCUCGGAUAAUUGUGAUGAACAAAGCUGGAUCAGCCACAUCUUGCUGUCGAUGUUCUCUGUCAUAUAACUAAAGAAAACAAGAAAACAGAGUCAGCAUCCAACCCCUGUCACCACCAAAUCUCCUAAAAGGGCUCUGCUUUAAGAGAAAUUUGCGGCUCAUCCUUCCACUUAUCUCCCGCCGGAUAUCUAAGAGGAGGAAGGGGUGAGAAAAAAAAAAAAAAAACAGAGGAAGAAGUAAAAUUGAGAACGUUCCAGUCCUCCGAAAUGGGGCACAGCCACAACGUCCGUCGUGAGUCCCUGUCAGGGCACAUGUCCGUUGCCCGGCCGGACUACCACGUCGACGUUUAUGAGAACGAUCUCGUGUGGCCCUUCAACAAGCUCGACGGAAUCGACCGGGAUGACAUCCGUGCGACUGCAUACGAGAUCUUCUUCACGGCUUGUCGCUCCUCACCGGGUUUUGGAGGUCGGAACGCUCUUGCAUUUUACUCCUCUUCUAAUCUUGACAAUAGCGAUGGCACUUCGAGUCCGAAACCCAAAGGGGUUGUGAUGACACCCACCGGUCGGAUCAAACGGGCACUUGGGUUGAAAAUGUUAAAGCGCUCGCCGUCCAGGAGAAUGUCGACCGGCGGGAACUGUGGCUCGAAUCCACCCUCCCCCAGCUCUCAUGGUAAUAGUGGGGCUAGCCCUGGUUUGUCGAAUACUCUACCGUCGAUGAGACCCCGUCGGCCAAUGACGUCGGCGGAGAUUAUGAGACAGCAGAUGAAGGUUACAGAACAGAGUGAUAACCGGCUUAGGAAGACUCUGAUGAGGACUCUUGUAGGCCAAGUGGGAAGACGAGCAGAGACCAUAAUUCUUCCAUUGGAGCUUCUACGCCAUCUAAAGCCAUCGGAAUUCACUGAUGUAAAUGAAUAUCAUUUUUGGCAGAGACGGCAGCUGAAGAUCUUGGAGGCAGGGCUUCUUCUUCAUCCUUCCAUUCCACUUGAUAAAUCAAACACAUUCGCUAUGCGUCUUAGGGAGAUCAUUCGAGCGAGUGAAUCAAAGCCAAUUGACACGGGGAAGAACUCAGACACAAUGAGAACGCUAUGCAAUUCUGUUGUGUCAUUGUCUUGGCGGAGUGUGAAUGGGACACCAACGGAUGUAUGUCAUUGGGCUGAUGGCUUUCCUCUAAACAUUCACAUCUAUGUUUCUCUUCUUCAAACCAUAUUCGACAUCAGGGACGAGACGUCGGUACUCGACGAGGUGGAUGAACUUCUCGAGCUAAUGAAGAAGACAUGGUCGACAUUGGGAAUCACUAGGCCGAUUCAUAAUGUGUGUUUCGCUUGGGCGUUAUUCGAACAGUAUGUUGUGACAGCACAGCUUGAGCCAGACCUUCUUUGUGCUGCUCAUACUAUGUUGGCCGAGGUCGCAAACGAUGCCAAGAAGCCAGAUCGAGAGGCGAUGUACGUAAAGCUUUUGACAUCGGUAUUGACUUCGAUGCAGACUUGGGCCGAAAAGAGGUUACUUCAUUACCAUGAUUAUUUCCAGAGGGGGACAGUUGGUCAGGUGGAAAACCUUCUACCCUUAGCCUUAUCUGCAUCAAAGAUUUUAGGUGAAGAUGUUACCAUCACAGAAGGGGCAGGCCAAGACCGGGGAGAUGUAUUGGUGGUCGAUUCAUCCGGUGAUCGUGUCGACUAUUACAUCCGAUGUUCAGUACGAAACGCGUUUGGCAAGGUACUUGAGAAUGGGAAAAUCAAGGAAGCUAAAGGUGAGGGGAGCGAGGCUCUGCUUCAAUUGGCCAAAGAAACAGAGGAUUUGGCAUUAAAAGAGAGGGAAUGCUUCAGUCCCAUACUAAAGAAAUGGCAUCCAACUGCAGUAGGAGUUGCAGCAGUUACAUUACACAACUGCUAUGGAAGCAUGUUGAAGAAGUAUCUGGGCGGGGUGACGAUGUUGACGAGCGAGACGAUCGGUGUUUUUCAUCGGGCUGGAAGAUUAGAGAAGGUGUUAGUUCAAAUGGUGGUUGAGGAUUCAGCUGACUGUGAAGAUGGUGGGAAGGCAAUUGUGAGAGAAAUGGUUCCUUUUGAAGUUGAUUCCAUUAUAUUGAACCUCUUGAAAUCAUGGGUUGAUGAGAGGCUAAAGAAACAAAGAGACUGUCUGAGUAGAUCAAAAGAAUCAGAAACUUGGAACCCGAGGUCGAAAACGGAACCGUACGCGCAGUCGGCUGUGGAGUUGAUGAAGCUAGCUAAGGAAACAGUGGAGGAGUUCUUUGAAAUUCCUAUUGGAGUCACUGAAGAAUUGGUUCGAGAGAUUGCUGCUGGGUUAGAGCAUAGCUUCCAAGACUAUAUCACAUUUGUGUCAUCAUGUGGUUCAAAGCAGAGUUACAUCCCACAACUGCCUCCUCUAACCCGUUGUAACCGAGAUUCGAAGUUCGCCAAGCUGUGGAAGAGAGCCACUCCUUGUAGUGUUGUCGGAGAAGAAACGACGCAUCAUCUUGGUUCUCAAGAAGGUAAUCAAACGCGAGCGUCGACCAGCCGAGGAACGCAACGGCUAUACAUUCGCCUAAACACAUUGCAUUAUAUGUUGUCCCACCUACAUUCACUCAACAAAAUUCUUUCCCUUUCUCCUAAAGUCACUGCUUCAACAGGCCUCCGUUUCAACAGUUCUAAAUCAUACAGAAACUCAUCUUACUUUGAACUUUCCAACAGAAGCAUUGAAUCAGCUUGUCAACAUGUAUCAGAAGUAGCUGCUUUUCGUCUGAUAUUCCUUGAUUCAAGUUCUGUGUUUUACGAUACCUUAUAUACAAACGAUGUCGCAAAUGCUCGGAUUCAACCAGGAUUGCGAGUUUUGAAACAGAACCUUACCUUAUUAUGUGCAAUUGUGACUGAUAGAGCUCAGGCCUUAGCAAUGAAAGAAGUGAUGAGAGCCUCUUUUGAAGCAUUUUUAAUGGUUCUUCUAGCUGGAGGGUCCUCUAGAGUGUUCUAUCGUUCCGAUCACGAGAUGAUCGACGAGGAUUUUGGAUACUUGAAAAAGAUAUUCUGCGACUGCGGUGAGGGAUUUCUUCAAGAGAAUAUCGUCGAGCGAGAAGCCGAGGCCGUCGGAGGAGUAAUAGCAUUGAUGAGCCAAGGUACUGAACAACUGGUUGAAGAUUUCAGCAUUGUGACUUGUGAAACAAGUGGAAUAGGAGUUAUGGGUUCUGGACAAAAGCUACCUAUGCCUCCGACCACCGGACGUUGGAACCGAGCCGAUCCGAACACCAUCUUACGUGUUUUAUGCCACCGGAAUGAUCGAGCUGCCAAUUUAUUCUUAAAGAAAACAUUCCAAUUAGCAAAAAGAAGGUGAACCAAAUCUUCUCUUGUAUAAUAAAGCAGAGACAAACACAAACACAAACACAAACACAGAGUAUGUAUGUGUGUGUAUACUACCAACUUUAAAUGAAGCUUGAGAGAUAUUGAGGGAGGCUCAUUGCAUAAAUAUUAUUAACAUACCAAAGUUCUUAAGAUAUCAACUCAUUCCUUUCUGUUUC
Messenger RNA from Cucurbita moschata (crookneck pumpkin), 3609 nucleotides. RefSeq lists its product as uncharacterized. The transcript is spliced from 4 exons. NCBI's taxonomy places the organism in Eukaryota, Viridiplantae, Streptophyta, Magnoliopsida, Cucurbitales, Cucurbitaceae. The coding region runs from base 375 to 3425 and encodes 1016 amino acids. The record is from RefSeq and is a predicted model, not a curated record.